AUGCCAUUAAAAUCAAGGAAAGAUUGGAAGUCGAUCGUGCCCUUGUGUUUAACAACAAAAUCGGCUAAACGUUUUUGCUUAUUUUCAAAAGUGAAGUCCGAUGGCUGUGGGCCCAAAGCCACGCCAGUUUACCUCAAUGUGUAUGACUUGACGCCCAUGAAUGGUUAUGUUUACUGGGCUGGCCUUGGUAUAUUUCACUCUGGGGUUGAAGUUCACGGCGUGGAAUAUGCAUUUGGAGCUCAUGACUUUCCAUCUAGUGGUGUUUUCGAAGUCGAACCUCGUCAGUGCCCUGGAUUUCAGUUCAGAAAAUCCAUAUUUGUGGGGACCACAUCAAUGGAUGCUGCUCAGGUCAGGGAGUUUAUGGAAAGACAAGCCGCUAGGUAUAAUGGCGAUACGUACAACCUCAUACUAAAAAAUUGCAACCAUUUCUGCAAGGACAUAUGUUACAAGUUGACGGGGAAGACAAUUCCAAAGUGGGUUAAUCGACUCGCCAAAUUAGGCUCGAUCUUCAAUUUUGUCCUACCGGAAGCCCUUAAAAUCAGUGCGGUGCAACAUGACCCAAAACAGCAAGCAUUUGACGUUAGUGAGAAGAGAAGGCUAAGAAGUACUUUUACUUGUCUGUCCUCGAUCUCGUCUAGGCAAAAACAGUUGUCGACUUCCUCGUUGUUGCUACAAUCUCCCUUGAAAGGUUGCUUGCCCCCUUGGGAACUAAAAAGGUCCGCCAGUAAGUCCCUCAAGGAAAAGGAAAGAUGA
Molecule: messenger RNA, 753 nt
Organism: Striga hermonthica
Lineage: Eukaryota; Viridiplantae; Streptophyta; Magnoliopsida; Lamiales; Orobanchaceae
Source: the annotation of a GenBank genome assembly